ACUUGUUAAUGGUUUCAAAGUUGGGAGGUCAUUUGGUAAGGUACUGCUAAUGGACAGAAAUUCUAAAGUGCCCCCAAAAUAGGAGGAUUGGCUCGAGGAUUUCUACUUCCCUGGAGUUAAAGCAGCUUUAGCCCAAUAAAUAGGUUUUGUGGUCAAAAUCAGUAAUACAUUAAAUUAUAAAUUUGAGUAUCAGUAAAUUACACAUGUUGGAUUAGCACUGGUUGAUACGAGUAUGUGUGAUUUAAUUUGGGCACUCCGGAAUUUGUUGUGUGACAAAUUCAGACCAGUAAAAAUUGUUCAAAUAUUUAAGAAAAAGAAGAAUGGUAAUAAAAAUGGUUAUUUUUAAAAAUGAUUUAUACAGUAGACUCCUGUCUGAAGUCUUGCGGCAGGUCGUAUAGAUUGAGUCAAGUCCAAGCCUCGGCUAAACAAAUUUCAACAGAACUUUGUAAAACAUUUUCAAGACAUCCCCAACUUCAAAAGAUAGCACCUGGUAUGCCUGCAGCAGAAAACGGUUUGGUUCUGUUUACUUACAUGUGCCUCGUAUACCAAAUCUUGUAAUCCAAUUAGAAACACCAACUGUUAAAGCCUGUUAUAAAAGGAGACAUUACCAGAGCAGACAAAUCUGCUUGAAGCCCCAUAGCAGAACAGAGGCUGAACGUGACCCUCUGUCAGCGGGUUUCCCCUCCUGGGAGUCCAGGAAGGGGGACUACAGAAACCCAGGUCUUUGUGCAAUCAUCAACAGCUCUGGCAAAAUGUUUUUCAGAUUCCCAAGACUGACUCCGAGCUACAUCAGAUUACUGCAGACCCAGGCCUACCACAAUGUGUGUGUGGUACGUCCACCCGAGAAGACCAUGCCUGGCAUGGCUAUGCUUCUAGGAGCCGUGGGGAUCGGAAUGUGCGGGUACAGCUCCAGGCAGUUGGCUCUCUACCACCGACCUUCCAAACGUGUGCUUCAGAGCGUUGGCUCGCACACUGAUGCCAGCAUGACGGGCGGGGUGGUCUUCAGGGCGCCCUUGAUGGAUGCUACUCGCAGGGCUGGAGCCUACCAGGAGAUCCCACCUCCCUCCUUUGUGGCCCAAAAGUUUGUUUAAAAGAAGCGUAUUGGUCGGUGGGCCAACAUAGGAUGUUUUUCGAUAAUCACACUGUUGCAUGUCGAAGAUUGUAGCUAUGCUGGCCCAUUGUGUCAAUGAGGCCCAUGUGCUCUCGGAUGACAUGCGAGUGGAGUUAUCGGAAUGAUUCAACCUGUGUUGGCAGAGUUCUCUAGAGUCCUGUAGUUCCGAUAAUUUGUCUUUAUCUCAAAACAGCAGCGUAAUAGUCAAAUACCGUGUCAGCACUAAGCAGUUUAAGUAUACUAAUAUCAGAACGAUCAAAUGUAGUGUGACUAAUUUAGAUCCCCUUGUGUCAGUUUUUCCGAUAUAAAAAAGGAAUGAAGUUUGGCAGCGGUCCUUCAUACACAGGCGGUAUCCAAAAGUUUCCCGUCUCAUGAUAAAUGUGAGGAGAACAGGUUCUGUCCUUGAACAAAGCCCCAAACUGAAACGAUCAAUUAAAGACAAUGUGGAGGUCAGAGGUUGGCUUUGUGACUCAAUUAAUAGCCCUCUAAGAAUCGGCCACUAAUUGAGUAGCAAAGCUUGGUCAGGGUGAUGAAUUAGCAGCGCCUUGUUGUUGUUGUGAGAUUACGCGAUGGUGGCACGCAAGCUGGGUAGACGAUUUAUAAAUGAGCUCGUAUGUAAGAGGUGUUUAGACCGCAUCUACUAUUCCUACCCAUCGUAUAUAGAAAGUCCCUGUGCCCUCAAACUGUACCUUUCUCCCUGCAAUGUCCACCAUUAGUCUCUCUAUGCACGGGUGUGACAGUGGUGUCCUUGUUCACGCCCUCAAAAAAUGCAGUUAAAAAGAGAGAUGGAUAUAAAUUGGCGAGGCAUUGAGAGUGGUUGAGAAUGCGUGCCGUGCCUUAAGGAGAGCACAGGGUCGAUCUCGGAGAUUGUUCGAAACUUUCUCCCAUGAGCGUGAUCAUAGACUGAAAGAGGCGUAUGAUUAGACAAUGAUUCAUUUGGGGCAUCGUUUGCUGAAGAGCAGGUCUUUCCUGUUUGACUUCUUCAUGACAGCUUGAGAGUUCAUUUAGAAAGGCAAUCACUGACCUCCUGGAAUUCUUCCCAAUAGGAUAUUCCAAAGAAAAAAAUCUAAUGUUGGCUCUGCUGAGGGGAAUCUGUACGACAUGCACGUAGAUUUUGUCCUCCUUGUCAGACUGGAUGCAGAGUCACAUUCAUGUUUUCUCUAUAUAAUCAAUAUGGGGUGUGUUUCACACAUUUUUUUGGUCAGCAGAGAUUAAACAGAAUCUAUCAUUAGAGUUGCUGGGAGGAGGAUAAGGAGACACCUUUAUGCACUAACCACUUUUUGACUCGCCACUCCUCUGUUUAGGACGGAUUACUGCCAGACAUGUACACUGAAAGGCAGGAAUAAAAAUUAUUCAUGAAUGUUAAAUUAACUGGAUUUAAUGUCUGUACAACAAGAAUGACCUGUGUUCCCUUUAGAGGAUAGUUCUGCUCUGUUAGUGGUAUAAGUGAAAUGUAAUAAAAGCUAUUUAUGUGAAAUAAAGGAUAAUUUGGCAAAA
This is a messenger RNA of Syngnathus typhle (broad-nosed pipefish), 2608 nucleotides long. RefSeq lists its product as uncharacterized. Bases 753 to 1091 code for a protein of 112 amino acids. The record is from RefSeq and is a predicted model, not a curated record. NCBI's taxonomy places the organism in Eukaryota, Metazoa, Chordata, Actinopteri, Syngnathiformes, Syngnathidae. The transcript has 2 exons.